AUGGGUGCUUGGAAAGCUGUUCUCUUCUCCCCUUUUCUUUUGUGGAGCCAAAGUAGAGUGGUGAGGCUGAUGUUCUUGUUACUGACCCUGCAUUUGGGAAACUGUGUUGAUAAAGUGGAUGACGAAGAUGAUGAGGAUUUAACAGUGAACAAAACUUGGGUCUUGGCACCAAAGAUUCAUGAAGGAGAUAUAACACAAAUUCUCAACUCAUUGCUUCAAGGCUAUGACAAUAAACUUCGCCCAGAUAUAGGAGUGAGGCCUACAGUAAUUGAAACUGAUGUUUAUGUAAACAGCAUUGGACCAGUUGACCCCAUAAAUAUGGAAUACACAAUAGAUAUAAUUUUUGCCCAAACCUGGUUUGAUAGUCGUUUAAAAUUCAAUAGUACCAUGAAAGUGCUUAUGCUUAACAGUAAUAUGGUAGGAAAAAUUUGGAUUCCUGACACUUUCUUCAGAAACUCAAGAAAAUCUGAUGCACAUUGGAUAACAACUCCUAAUCGUCUGCUUCGAAUUUGGAAUGAUGGACGAGUUUUAUAUACUUUAAGAUUGACAAUUAAUGCAGAAUGUUAUCUUCAGCUUCAUAACUUUCCUAUGGAUGAACAUUCCUGUCCGCUGGAAUUUUCAAGCUAUGGGUACCCUAAAAAUGAAAUUGAGUAUAAGUGGAAAAAACCUUCUGUAGAAGUGGCUGAUCCUAAAUACUGGAGAUUAUAUCAGUUUGCAUUUGUAGGGUUACGGAACUCAACUGAAAUUUCUCACACCAUCUCUGGGGAUUAUAUUAUUAUGACAAUUUUUUUUGACCUGAGCAGACGAAUGGGAUAUUUCACUAUUCAGACCUACAUUCCGUGUAUUCUGACAGUUGUUCUUUCUUGGGUGUCUUUUUGGAUCAAUAAAGAUGCAGUACCUGCAAGAACAUCACUUGGUAUCACCACAGUCCUGACUAUGACAACUCUGAGCACAAUCGCCAGGAAGUCAUUACCUAAGGUUUCUUAUGUGACUGCGAUGGACCUCUUUGUUUCUGUUUGUUUCAUUUUUGUUUUUGCAGCCUUAAUGGAAUAUGGCACCUUGCAUUAUUUUACCAGCAACAAAAAAGGAAAGACUUCUAGAGAUAGAAAGCAAAAAAAUAAGAGCUCGAUGUCCCCUGGACUCCAUCCUGGAUCCACUCUGAUUCCAAUGAAUAGCAUUUCUCUGCCACAUGGAGAAGAGGAUUAUGGGUACCAGUGUUUGGAGGGCAAAGAUUGUGCCAGUUUCUUCUGCUGCUUUGAAGACUGCAGAACAGGAUCAUGGAGGGAAGGAAGGAUACACAUACGCAUUGCCAAAAUUGACUCCUAUUCUCGAAUAUUUUUCCCAACAGCUUUUGCCCUAUUCAAUUUGGUUUAUUGGGUUGGCUACCUUUAUUUAUAA
This is a messenger RNA of Puma concolor (puma), 1398 nucleotides long. RefSeq names its product gamma-aminobutyric acid type A receptor subunit gamma1 (gene GABRG1). The record is from RefSeq and is a predicted model, not a curated record. Lineage: Eukaryota; Metazoa; Chordata; Mammalia; Carnivora; Felidae. Gene Ontology annotation, biological process: monoatomic ion transmembrane transport; gamma-aminobutyric acid signaling pathway; chloride transport. Gene Ontology annotation, cellular component: membrane. Gene Ontology annotation, molecular function: extracellular ligand-gated monoatomic ion channel activity; GABA-A receptor activity.